Messenger RNA from Geodia barretti, 225 nucleotides. Lineage: Eukaryota; Metazoa; Porifera; Demospongiae; Tetractinellida; Geodiidae. The record is from the annotation of a GenBank genome assembly.
AUGCCUAGCCUGCAGAGGAAUUCUUAUCCUCCAGUGCCUUCUGUGCAGGCCCUACUGCAGCCACUAUACCACUGGAAGAAUUCUAUGACCUCCCUGGACAGGAUGAGGGAAAGGGAGAAGGUGUGUACGUUCUACCUUCUGAAAAUGGCAGAGUCUAUAGUGAAGUCACUAAGACUGAAGAACCCCCUCCUUCACCUGGUGAAUACGCCAGAUUUGAUAACCCUC